Chlorella variabilis is the source of this 282-nucleotide messenger RNA. RefSeq lists its product as hypothetical. Gene Ontology annotation, biological process: regulation of DNA-templated transcription. The record is from RefSeq and is a predicted model, not a curated record. Bases 1 to 282 code for a protein of 93 amino acids. NCBI's taxonomy places the organism in Eukaryota, Viridiplantae, Chlorophyta, Trebouxiophyceae, Chlorellales, Chlorellaceae. The transcript is spliced from 3 exons. Gene Ontology annotation, cellular component: nucleus.
AUGUCGUCACUUCGCAAGUUGCAGCAGGAAAUAGAGAAAACGCUGAAGAAGGUGCAGGAGGGUCUGGAGGUGUUUGACGACCACCAGGAGCAGUAUGACACCACCGACCCGGCCAACGCCAAUGCGCGGGAGAAGCUGGAGUCGCAGGCGCGUGCUGCUGGCUGGGACGGUGCCUGCCAGGGGGGGCCUCCAUCCGCUGUGCUGCUCGUGGGAUCCACGCCCGUGCUCAAGGACCAGAUCAAGAAGCUGCAGCGGCUGCGGGACUCCAUCAAGACAUGGUGA